This is a messenger RNA of Eleginops maclovinus (Patagonian blennie), 3117 nucleotides long. RefSeq names its product cyclin-dependent kinase 17-like. Gene Ontology annotation, cellular component: cytoplasm; synaptic vesicle; nucleus. Lineage: Eukaryota; Metazoa; Chordata; Actinopteri; Perciformes; Eleginopidae. Gene Ontology annotation, molecular function: cyclin-dependent protein serine/threonine kinase activity; ATP binding. The coding region runs from base 830 to 2368 and encodes 512 amino acids. Gene Ontology annotation, biological process: exocytosis; protein phosphorylation; neuron projection development. The record is from RefSeq and is a predicted model, not a curated record. The transcript is spliced from 16 exons.
UGAGAACGAGGGGAGUAAUAGCAAGGUAAAGGGAGGGAGCAAGAGGACUAACAGCACUGAAAGCACUGAUAGGGGCGCCAGAGGCAAGUAGGGAGCAAUCGAGAGAGGAUGACUAGAUUGGUGUGCUGAAUAAUAGUGGAAGAACAGAAAUAAAAAACAUCAGGAAAAAGAAGAAGACGCUGGACUGAACAUGAAAAAGUAACAGGAGAGACAACGUGGAUGAAAGGGCUGAGAGCUGAAGAGCUCAGAUUGUUGAAAACCAAAAGAAGAUGUUUUUCUUCAUAAAAGGAGCUGUAGGUGUUUGGUGUGUGAGCUUCAGCGUGAAUUAUAAAGAUGGAUACAUAACACCUGUUAUUCCUAAAUGAUGGGGUGUUACAGUUUUCAGCUGGUUGUGUUGGAAUGUCUCUGCAGCAUUUUGUCUACCUGCACAGAGUUUGACCUUCCUUAGUCAGCAGGCGGAGUGAGACUGCAGAGAGAAAAAGAGCGAGAAAGAAGGAGAGGUGGGGAGAGGGAGUGUCUACAGGAAAACAGAGAAAGAGAGUGUGUUAAAGUGGAGUAGUAGCCGAGGGAGUUGUUGCAUUUUGAUGAGUGUGCCUGUGCAGUAUGCACUGUCCUCCCGAUGUAAAACCUGUUUAGUACUGUCUGAGACUCUAUGGAGAUACAAACCCUGUUUACCCUCAAACGGCAACCAUUUCUGAAGCCCGGGUCCCACCCAGACUGGACUGAAGUGAUUUCCAUCUCCUCGACUGGGCACCCUGGCUCUUUCUAAAAUGUCUCUUUGAAUUUUUAAUCACACCUCCAACUGUAGUGUUUUAAAUCCUCUGGAACAAUGGAUAUGUCAGGCAACCACCAAGGGUGCCCAGCACGUGCUCCCGGUGUUGGAGACUCAAGGUUGGGGGAGGCUAGAAUGGGAGAGGGGAUAAGAAUGGGGGAAAGAGAAACCCCACUUAGGCUGUCACCUUUCCGUAUGCUACGAAUGCUGGACUCAUGCCGUCCUCCUGGAAGCCGUAUUGGUAUCGUCCAUGAGAAUGUGAAAAUGGGUUCGGAUGGGGAAAGCGACCAGGCAUCUGGGACGUCUUCUGACGAGGUCCAGAGUCCAGUCAGAGUCCGUAUGAGGAACAACCACCAUCGGCGCAUCUCUAAUGAGGACAUCAACAAGCGUUUGUCUCUACCAGCUGAUAUCAGGCUACCGGAGGGCUACUUGGAGAAGUUUGCCAUGAACAGCCCCCCCUUUGACAAACCCAUGAGCCGCAGGCUACGUCGCGCUUCAUUGUCUGAAAUCGGCUUUGGGAAACUUGAGACCUACAUCAAACUGGACAAACUAGGGGAGGGGACCUAUGCUACAGUGUUUAAGGGGAGAAGCAAGUUAACAGACAACUUAGUGGCUCUGAAGGAGAUCCGGCUGGAGCACGAGGAGGGUGCGCCCUGCACCGCUAUCAGGGAAGUGUCUCUACUGAAGGACUUGAAGCAUGCAAAUAUUGUCACUCUCCAUGACAUUAUCCACACUGACAAGUGCCUGACACUCGUGUUUGAGUACCUGGAAAAAGACCUGAAGCAGUACAUGGAUGACUGUGGGAGCAUAAUGAGUGUUCACAAUGUCAAGAUAUUCCUAUUCCAGCUGUUGCGAGGUCUGGCGUACUGCCACAGAAGAAAAGUCCUCCACAGAGACCUCAAACCCCAGAACCUUCUCAUCAAUGAAAAAGGAGAGCUUAAACUGGCAGAUUUCGGUUUGGCGAGAGCGAAAUCUGUUCCUACAAAGACCUACUCCAAUGAAGUUGUGACAUUAUGGUACCGGCCACCAGAUGUGCUUCUGGGCUCCACUGAGUACUCUACACCCAUUGAUAUGUGGGGUGUGGGCUGCAUCUUUUAUGAAAUGAUCACUGGCAGACCUCUGUUCCCUGGAUCCACUGUGGAAGAUGAGCUACAUCUGAUAUUCCGCAUCCUAGGUACUCCUACAGACGAGAGUUGGCCUGGAGUCGCCACCAGUGAAGAGUUUAAGACGUACAAGUUCCCCCGAUACAAAGCAGAGCCCCUCGUCAACCACGCACCCAGGAUAGAUAACGAUGGUCACGACUUGCUCUCACUGCUUCUACAGUUUGAGGCUAAGAAGCGGGUAUCAGCUGAAGACGCUCUGAAACACUCGUAUUUCAAAUGUUUUGGGGAGGAAGUUCAAACACUGGCUGAUAUCACAUCCAUCUUCUCUGUAAAAGGCAUUCAGCUUCAGAAGGAUCCAGGGAAGAGAUCCUCAGUCUUCCCAGAGUCAACGACGGCCCAUAAGCUAGGUUCUGCACCCUCGCAGUACUUCCAGAGAGAAGCAGCCAAUCCCAGGGCUCAGAGUCAAAAUCUCUCCUCCACUUCCACUGGCUGAGUGGCCCCUACCGUUCUGCCCAGGGGAAGAGUAGGAGGCAGAGUGUGUUGUUUUAGUGCUGGCGGGGGCGCUGAGGUGAGGAGGACAGUGACACGUGGAGCUGUCCUGUCAGACAUACAUCCACUGACCCUGCCACACACACACUGAAGGAGCGACACACACCCUGCCACAGAAACACACACACUGAAGAAAAAUACACAUACACAUACUUGAAACCAACCACCCAGAAUUUAGGCUGAAGAAUUUGUACUUGACAGUAAAAAAAAAUAAAGACUCAGUUCAAAGAUUAAAUUAAGAAUGAGAGAAGUGUGGAAAUGCUGUAAGAAAAGUGGGAGAGUACAAGACUCUCCUUGCUGCUACUACUGCUGCUGUCCAGAAGAGGGCAGCGUUUAAGGAGUGGGCUGGCUCGGUUUUUGAACAGUACUUGCUGAAUCAGUGAGCCGAGAGGAAGAAGGAGUGAGAAGUGGACUUCAGUCAAAGGCGAAGAAAGAGAGGGAACUUUCUUGUGCGCUUUUUCUUUUUUGUUCUGACUGUUGUUGUACAUAAGUAGACUGAGCUGUAGAACUCUGCUUUGUUCAUAACAUGCCUCAGCCUGAAUCCCAAAUUCAGAAUAUUGCACCUGAACCCUAAACCCUCGCCUAACCUCUUGGCCCUUUAUUACGCAAUCUUUAAAACACAGAGAAACACAAACACACAAUCUCUUUCUUUCUCUGAUUCUCUCUCGUUCUCUAUCUCUUAGACAUGCGCAC